This is a messenger RNA of Ciona intestinalis (vase tunicate), 2062 nucleotides long. NCBI's taxonomy places the organism in Eukaryota, Metazoa, Chordata, Ascidiacea, Phlebobranchia, Cionidae. The record is from RefSeq and is a predicted model, not a curated record.
UUCAUGUGUAUUAAUUAUUUUGCUAAUUAUAAAAUGGAAACAACGAAUGAAAAAUGUUCGUUUUUGAUCAUUCAGUGCGACUGGGAUUACGUGUUAAGGCAACACGAAGGGAAGGCUUGGGUGUCUCUUAAGCAUUUUGGGUUCUCCCGCCCAACAAGUUAUGGGACCCUAAAAAGGGUUGGAUCUGCAGCUAAUGGGGUUCCUAUACUUGAAGCAAGUGAUAGGUUUACAGUGGACGACAUCAGUGCUAGAAGUAUCAAGAUAUCACACACUGAGUUUAAUGUGACGACUACGUUCCAUGCUCCUGUGAAAACCUUUCAUAAUAUUCAUAACAAAAGUAUAACGACGUUGGAUAUUUCAAAGGAAGGUGGCCUUGGUGUGUCUGCUUGUGUGGAUGGGACCUUCAACAUAUGGGAUACUAAUAAUGGAAUGAUUAGGAGGAAACUAGUUAGUCAUGUAGGGGAAGUGAAUUGUUGUAACUUCUUCCCAUCAGGAAUGGUAGUUAUGAGUGGGGGAAUGGAUACACAGGUUAAAAUAUGGUCGGCUGAAGAUGGGACAUGUGCAAGAACACUGAAUGGUUCUCACAAGUGUGGGAUCUUGAGCCUUGCUGCUGUAGGUAGAGGCAGGAAUAUUGUGUCUGCUUCAAGAGAUGGUAGCCUUAAGUUAUGGGAAUGUAGCAGUGCUUCGUGUGUUGCUAAUUUGUUGGAAGGAAAAUCUGAAAUUAACUUCUGCUGUGUGACUGAAAUGUCGGAUGAAUUAGAAACUCAGUUGGUACAAGGUGAAGAGAUAAGCGAUGCAAUGCCAGGCAACCUUGAGUUCGACACGGAGCAUAAGGUAGCUACUGCCUGCUGUGAGAAUGGUGAAGUCAUUGGCGUUGCUGUUUUAAAACGAAGUAUUUUAUUUGAGAUGAAGUUGCCAUCUGCUGUUAACUGUUGUUGCUACUUAGAUGAAACUAUAUUAGUGGUGGGACUACAUGACGGGUCAAUUGUGGUGUUGGAUAUAAAAAAUACUAGACACCCAUUAGCUAAGAAGCAGAUCUGUGGUUCUCCUGUUCUAUCCUUGUCCAAUUCAAACCAAGAUUCAAGUUUCUGGGCGAGUUUUGGUGACGGACGAUGCUCACUGCUUAAAAUGACAUCAUCACUUCCACAAGGGGGCGCUAACGGUGACAAUAAUCAACCCAACAUAGAAAUAGUAUAUGAACUGACCGGACCAGAUUGCGACCCUGUUUAUAAAGUCAAUGCGACAAAGUCAAAUUGGGUUUUUACUGCAAGUAGGGACGGAGUUGUGAGGAAAUAUAAAUGCUAACUUGAUAUCUAUUCUAUAUGAGUGUACGAGGACCUAGGACUUGGGCCAGGGUUGGACUGGAAACUCUCUGCUAUUCUAUAUUGGGGAGAUCUUUUUUCAAAGUCCAAGAAAUCAGACCAUUUUGCCCCAUUAUCCUAACACCCAAGUAUAAAUGUUAACUUGCAAAAUAUUUUAUAUGGAUGAGGCACUUGCUCAAGGGACUAGGAUUAAGGCCAGACUUAGCCUAUAAACUUUCUGCUAUUCUGUUCCAUAUGGGUGAGGGCAGUGGCGCAGCCAGGGGGGGUUUCGGGGGUUGUGACCCCUCUUUUGGAAAAAUGUUUUGAUUAACCCCCCCGCCCUUAUUUUUUUCUGGCUUGGGUGAGGGACUAGAAUUCUAACCAGAUUUGGUCCACUAUCCCAACACCAAGGAAUGUGUGGCUGAGAGUUGGCCGCAACACUGAAUGAACUGAGGGUUUAUUUUAUUUAAAACCAAUCUCGAGCAAAACAGCAAACUAAGUUAUAUGACAUCAUACAUGAAUUUAAUUUACACCGUUUAAUAUGACAUCACUAUCAUAGGCGCCAAACCUGUGUGAGCCAACCCUGAAAUUUCCAAACUAAUUUAAUCAGUAAAAUUACAACAAAAUUGCUUUUAAAAGAGCGCGAGUCCAUCUAUCCCUGCCUAUCCUGCAUUUUUAAAGUUUGGCACCUAUGACAUCACUAUCAUUUAUCAUACCCUUCGAUAUGACAAGCAGAGCCCAAAUUACAUAGUAUUCAAAAC